UUCUUAUUGUGUGGAGGUUUUUGUUGUUUUGGCUUUAUUGUUUACAACAAAGAUACCGUUGGCCCCAUUUUAUACGUGGUUGCCAAUUGUUCAUGCUGAAGCUAGUACACUAGUAUCUGUGUGCUUGAGUGGUUAUAUUAUGAAAAGGUUGAUUCCUAUAAUAUUAUUUGGUUUUGGUUUUAUACGACGUGUUGGUGUUGAUAAUUUUAAAAACUUUAUGUUUCCAAGUGUGGUUUCUAUGUUAGGCUUGAUUAUUUUUCCUCUGGUCAUCUCAUUGGUGUAG
Protopolystoma xenopodis is the source of this 283-nucleotide messenger RNA. The record is from the annotation of a GenBank genome assembly. Lineage: Eukaryota; Metazoa; Platyhelminthes; Monogenea; Polystomatidea; Polystomatidae.